Dovyalis caffra is the source of this 183-nucleotide messenger RNA. Lineage: Eukaryota; Viridiplantae; Streptophyta; Magnoliopsida; Malpighiales; Salicaceae. The record is from the annotation of a GenBank genome assembly.
AUGAAGAGAGCAUCAAGUGUUGGCCUGCAGUUUGGCCCUUUUAAAAUUGUUGCAUCAUUGCAUCCUCCGACGUCAUCUUCUCCCUUGGAACUGAAUUCCAUUGUGAAGAAAGUUCCAUAUACAAUUCCUAUUCAAAUGGUGCAUAUCAUUGGAAGUAUGGCACGGGCGAUAAUUAAGGAGUAA